UCUUUUAGGUUCCAACCUCCUUUUAAGGCUAUAACGGUAUCUAGUAGUCAGAAUAUUCUCAACAUAAAUGGGGAGGUAAGAGGACCAGUUGAUCACGAUAUUCUGCUUCAUCACUUCUUAUCUGAAUCUGAUCACUAACAGAAGACAUGUCAGGCAGCUCUGUGUAGUAUGUGCACGUUUGCUGUAGUAUAAAGUUUAGAGUUUAGUGUGAGCUGCAGACUGGGUCCCCAGAGGCUGAACACUGAGGAGACAUGCAGGCUGUGAUCGGACUGUUGGUGAUGGUGCUCGGAGCCUCUUACGGUCUGGAAACCCACUGUGACGGCAGACAGGAUGGAGCUCACUGCUUCGGUCCUUUGGGAGGAACUGUGGUCUUCCAACUGAUGGACAGGGCCUUAGAAACACAAAGAUACCAAUUUUACAAAUCGUCAAACAAAACAACAAUAAUACUUACUGUGAUAAACAAUACGAUUGUGCAUAAUGGGAUAAAAAGCAGAUCCUCAUUUAAUCCAAGUAAUGGAACAUUUAGGGUGAACAACCUCAGCAGGACUGACAGUGAUGAAUAUCCUUUUGAAAUCAGUGACGGCAUAAAUAUCAAAGAGAAUCGGGCUCUACGACUGACCAUUCAAGCUCCUGUGUCCUCUGUCCGGCUGGCCUCUGAGUGUCUGUCCCAGGGAGAGAAGAGGGUCUCCUGCUCCUCUGGGGGAGGGGACAGUCCUCAGUACAGCUGGACUCUGGAUGAACGCUCACUGACAGACACUGAGCUCCAAUCUGUAAAUACUGAGACUAACAGCAUCACUCUGAGACAACACGUCUCAGGAGCAUUGGCCUGCUCCGUCAGGAAUAACGUCAGCAAGGUCUCUCAAGGAGAGGAGAUCUCUAACUGUGGCUUCAUAUUCAUUAACUGCACCUCAAAUGGGACACAGAUAUCACAGUGGGUGUUUGCAGCCAACAAUACGCUGUGUGUUGAACCAACAACAUCAUCUCCUACCACCAUCCCAGAUUCCUCCACUGCGGAAAAAUGGCCAAUAAUGGCCGGUGUUCUCUCUGCACUGGUUCUUCUGUUGGUGGUCGGGGUGGCUGUCGUCUGUGCUCAGAGAAAAAAAAGAAGCAACCAGCCCAAUGAUGAAGAUGAACAGGAGUUGACCUAUGCUGUUGUCAAGAUCAAGCAGCGGUCGGGGCGGCAGGUCCAGCAGAGGGCCGAGCCGGAGGUGGAGUACGGCCAGGUCAAGUUCUCAGAGCGACCUCGGCUGACGGCUGAUCCCGCAGGAGAGGAAUGUGUGUACGCCAAGGUGCGAAGAGGCAGGUGAUUCCCAGAGUUCAUUCAUUUGACAAAGACUGCACCGAUGUAUUAAAAAACAAAAUCCUGCAAUAAUAAUCCUUAUAAUAUUAAUAAUGAUAUUCCUUUAUUUCUUCAGAAUAAAUAAAUGAUACACCUAAUGAUGUUUUGACAAGAUACAGGUCAACAUUUUGCUGUGAUGUGUUUCUCUUGUACAGUCUAUAGGGACCUCCGCCAGAAGCCUGUUUAAAGUUGAAAUACAUUCAUAGGAUGCGGGUUCUUUUAAUGUAAAUACACAUUUUAUUUUCAUUCAUAGAUAUUAUUAUUAUUGUUAUGCUUCUGUGGUUUAUUUAAAAUUCCUUGUUUGAUUUCAAAAGCAUUUUAAUUGUGGUUUUAGAUAACAUUAUCCAAUAUUGCAACAAUCUUUGCGUUAUGUUUAUGCUUGUUUCUAAUUCAUGAGCAUGUUCACUUUUUUAAUACAUUGUUGACCAACUGUACAUUUAAAAUAAUACUAAUAUAAUUUUGCCUUUACAAUGCAUUUAGUUAUAUAACCCUGCAAUAAGUGGCAGGCAAGCGCACCGCUCGGAAUAACCACUUCCUCAUUUGCACACAUUAUGGCAAUGACUCCUCAUUUUUGCUGAAAAACUGUCUUUCUCGAAGGAAGAAAGAACAUUUGUCAUCAAUAAAUGAUUACAUUACAUCUUAUCGAGCUGUGUGUU
Messenger RNA from Notothenia coriiceps (black rockcod), 1995 nucleotides. RefSeq lists its product as uncharacterized. The coding region runs from base 252 to 1307 and encodes 351 amino acids. Gene Ontology annotation, cellular component: membrane. The record is from RefSeq and is a predicted model, not a curated record. NCBI's taxonomy places the organism in Eukaryota, Metazoa, Chordata, Actinopteri, Perciformes, Nototheniidae. The transcript is spliced from 7 exons.